Trypanosoma cruzi is the source of this 690-nucleotide messenger RNA. Its product is annotated as mucin TcMUCII, putative. The coding region runs from base 1 to 690 and encodes 229 amino acids. The transcript has a single exon. NCBI's taxonomy places the organism in Eukaryota, Euglenozoa, Kinetoplastea, Trypanosomatida, Trypanosomatidae. The record is from RefSeq and is a predicted model, not a curated record.
AUGACGAUGUGCCGUCUGCUGUGCGCCCUGUUGGUGCUCGUCCUGUGCUGCUGCCUGUCCGUGUGCACCUCAGAGUCUCCGGAGAAUGUUGAUGAUUCGAGGAAGACGACGAACAGGACAACACAGCUAUCAACCACUGACGAGCCGGGUGGCGCUGAUGGAAGCGUCAAUAGUCGUUCUUCUACUUCAGAGUCAGGACCACGGGUGGAAGGUGAGUCAGGGUCGCCAGGCACGGGGGCCACUGCGGGAAAAUCAGAAAAUAAUGCGCCAGUUACACCAGGCUCUACCGGUCCGGAAAAGCAAUCAAAUGAAGUUUCCAGUGCAGUACAGUCAAAUGGUACGAACGGUGCGACAGAGCCACCAAGUCCCACGGAUCCUUCUUCAGACAAAGGGGAACAGGAAGUUGAAGAUGCUGCCGCGACGACCACGACGACUACCACCACAACACAGGCACCAAGUACUACAACGACUACAGAGGCGACAACCACGACGACCACUACAACACAGGCACCAACAACCACCACUGCGCCAGUGGCACCAAGUACUACAACUACAGAGGCGCCAACCACGACGACCACCCGCACACCGUCACGUCUUCGUGAAAUGGACGGCAGCCUCAGCAGCUCUGCGUGGGUGUGUGCCCCGCUGCUGCUCGCCGUAUCCGCGCUGGCGUACACCACUGUGGGCUGA